AUGGCGGCAGCCCAUAUCAAACCUCGAAGCCCGAACGAGUUGCGGCGGGAGAAGGGAAAUGAGACUUCUGUCGCAUACCGAUUUAUUUCCCUUCUCAAUCGUAUUACUGAUUUCCCGACGUGGGCUACCCACAAACUCCGAUUUGCGAAAGAUCGAUCUCCGAUUUUUUCGCUCAGUGAUGAUGAAGUGUCCUAUAUUAUUUCCAUACUUCCUCCUUUGGACGCAGCAGCAUUUGUUUUGAGCUGCAAAUUUAUGUGGCAGACUGGCAAGGGUCAAACUGUCCUCCAACAGCUCUAUAAUUUACACAAAGGCCGCAUAGAAAUUCUAGAACGUCUAGAAGUGGAUUUCCCCAAACACGUCCUCUGCUAUCGUUGUGAGAAAUUCCAUCGACGAAGCAGAAUACCACCGCCAAAGCUAGAGCCGUAUGGAUGUGAUACAGAGAGCGAAAUCCACUUCCUUGGUAGCCCAUCCACAGAAUUGGGGAUUCAACCCCAUUUAACUUAUAGACAGGCUAAAGAGAUCAUGAACCAUUAUCGUUUUGGCCCAACACACGGUCGACCCGCCGCUAAGGUAAACCAUUACCAUACUUUUGCGGACAGAGGCUAUGAGGGCUCGGUACAUGUUAAACUCGCGUGGAAUUUCGACGUGAAGCUAAUUGAUGGCAAUUUGGUUUUGAAACAAGAUAUGUGGGCUACAUACCAGGUCAAUAACAGUACCAGCCGGUAUAAAGCAGUAGAUAUAUGUGAACAAGGAAACAAUCAUCUACUACAUGGGAUUUCAGCCAACAAUAUUGAGAUACCACUACAUCAGUGCUACCGAUGCCCUCAUAGUUCCUCUGAGAGGGAGCUACGAGUCACCUAUAUAAAACAUAAGCCAGGCUACGCCUUACUUCGCAGUACACUCUGGGAAAACCUUGGGACGUGCCAAAACCCUAGCUCCGGCUCAGGUUUAUGGAACCAUGCAACGUGGUCCUCUCCCUGUAUUUUUCCUGCUACCGCUAUACAUCCUGACGAACUAAAGUACAAACAUCACUUUGAUACUGAGCUACCGAAUCGAGACUACAGGGGCGCGAAAUAUUCGUUUUGGUGA
This is a messenger RNA of Microsporum canis CBS 113480, 1089 nucleotides long. RefSeq lists its product as uncharacterized. NCBI's taxonomy places the organism in Eukaryota, Fungi, Ascomycota, Eurotiomycetes, Onygenales, Arthrodermataceae. The record is from RefSeq and is a predicted model, not a curated record. The transcript has a single exon. The coding region runs from base 1 to 1089 and encodes 362 amino acids.